AUGUCCGAUUACUAUUCGGAUAACGAGGCCUUUGCUGCCAAUCAUUCCUUACCUACCCCCACCGGCACUCCAUACGAUUCGCUUUCACGGCGGAAUUCCAGGCAUGAAACACCCGGCAGUGACAUCACCAGCUCGCCGCCUCCCGUUCCGCCGGACCGAGAAUUCUGUUCAGACGAUGCCGCCAACGACGAGAACAUUUCAAUACUCGACCCUCGCCGCUUCACCCCAACCCUGCAUGCCAAUUUGGUGUCGGAGAUUCUCAAUCUCCGCCGCGAGCUCGAUUCCAAACAUCGAUUCAUCGAUGACCUCGAGGCCAAUCUCGAGGCAACCCGAGCCGACAAUGAGUCACUCACCAAGCAGCUGGCCGCUUCCACCAAAGAGAGCAAGUCUGCAAAGAAACAGCUCCAGCACUUUGAGAACGAAACCCUCGCUGCCCUGGAAGAGAUUGCCGGGGAGAGGGACAAGAUGAAGGAGGCCAAUGCUGAUUUGCGCCAGAAGCUUGCUGCCGCUGAGAAGAAGACGCGGAACCAGGAUGAUGAUUCGACCAGAGUGCACGACAUGUGGGCGCGUGAAAAGGAGGAGUGGUCCGGAGAAAAGCGAUUGCUGGAGCGACGGGUUCACGUAUCCGAGACCCGGCUGAAGAUGCUUCUGGAAGAGAUUGCCAUGCAAGAAGAGGCCAACGAAGAGGCUCGUCUCGAAAACGAAGCCGAAGAGUUGGCCCAGGAUGCUGGUGUGCCGGAGAGCGACGCAGGCAGCAUACGUUCAUCGCCGCAACGGAGACCAUCCACUCGCGUUGGACGUCAUUCGAGGACCCGAAGCAACAGUAGCUGGAAGAGCCUAGGCCGGAACUACCGCAUGUCUUUGAUGAGUGCUGACGGGCUCAACCGCGGCAACGGUAUCAGUCUUGCAGAUGAGCUUAUUUUUGACGAGGAAGAGGAACUGGAUGAAUUGGAGCUCGACUCGGCGGAUGAUUUCUCCGAGCACGAAAUCAAAGCACGCAAGGCCCUGGAGACGCGGCAGUCGAUGCUGCCGGACGAAAAAGCAAAGCGCAUACUAGGCUUGAGCAAUGAGCCUCACCAGGGUAUCCGGGAUAGCCCUGUCGCACCGUCCGAGGAUACCGAGCCGAGAAAGACGUCUUACGAGACCGAAAAGUCCUCGAUAACAGCCACGCCUCGCGAGCUAAUGUUGGGUUUCCCACCAACACGGCCUAUCUAUGUCAGCACUGGCGUCCAGCCAUCUCCUCCGCCCUCCCCAACGAAGCCUGCCAUGGUUGAAGCGGCAUCACAGACCAAUGAGCCAAUUGUUCACACCAAGCCCAUUGAGACCGCAUCUACCGCUGCCGAAAUCGAGGCAAAUCAGAGUCGCAAGAGGGUUUCUGUGGCCCUGACUUCUAGCUCGCCACCCCAUGUCCGCCCUGAAACAUGCAUAAUGACAUCGACUUCAGUCCAGACUAUUGAGCCUUUAAGCCCCCCGCCGACUCCCACCAUUCCAGCGCCCUCGGAUGAAAAACUCUUGCAACAAAGUUGCCCACCUGAGGUUGUAUCCGUAUCCAUUGCAACUCAGACAGAUUCUCCCGUCGAGCUAAAUGUCGCACCUGAGAUACCCAAGCGAGCUACUCCACCAGCUCCCAUUCCAAUCCCGUCAAUUGCUAUACACGCCCCAACAUCGGCGCCUUCGUCCCCUAGAGCGCCUAUCCUGCCCCCAGGCACGAAGAACAUGUCGACACAGACGAGCGGAGAGCUGGUGGUCUCAAUGCAAUCAACAGGCAUGCAGACUGAGCCCAUCAGGAUUGACCAAAGGCCUGUCAAGCUUCCACCGCAUCUCCUUCCAUCUGCCAUUACAUCCAAGCCCGGAACACCAGACAACAGCGGAGUCGCUACGAAGGAUUCCCAUCAAUUUGUCCCGGAUGACACCCAACAGUCCGCGUCGAAGACGAAUGCGCGCCAGAAUCUUGCAAGCCGACUUGAGGAGGCUGCUGCAAACAAGGAAAUUGAGAAUCGGUACCCUGGAAACAAUGAUAACGGUCCAUUGUCCAGCCAGCACCCCAAGGACCUCCUCAGUCGACCCUUCCGCACAAGCAGCCUUUUUGCUGGAUUUGACGGCCCGUCGUCUGAUGAAGAAGAUGAAGAAGUCGAAUGGAGUGAUGACGAGCGUGGCGGUCUCCAGUACUCGACCCCGAUGCUCUCGUCGCGGAAUGCCAAGAGUGGACGCCCGGUAAACCCCCCGACACCUGUGCCAGAAGACAAGGAGACUACACCAAACCCCAGGCCGUCUGAAGAUUCCAUUAACAGCGUAUCAAUGCACUCGAAGCGUGGGUCCAUGGAAAGGCCUGCCAGAAUUGGCAAGGCUCACCGCAACUCGAUUAGCCGCCAACCCAGCAUUCGGCGAUCUGCGAUGAUCCAAAGCAGCACUGCAGCACAUGCUCGCUCUCGAAGCCCAAGUAUUGGCAGCCUGGGAUCAGGCAAUUACUUGCCCAAGCCGCCUUUCCCGGUGCCUACCCGGUCUAGUUCGCGCAACAAGCCGAUGAGCAAGAGCGAGGGUUCCCAAAGCCCGACGCGCCGGAACAGCGGUUCGCAUGGUGGGCGCCGUCCCUAUGGCGUGAAGCAUCAACGAAAGGAUAGUAUAAGAAAGGUGCGAUCUGCUGCUCCGGUGGCAAAGGGUAGUCGCUCUCGCAGCAGGUCCCCAACGCUUCCAGCUACUCCAAGCAACGCUGAUAGCUAUUCCAUUCCACCACUUCCAAGCGACAUUGCCAGCGCUAGCGGCUUCCGUCACCGCCAUCAGCCUUCGAAUGCCACGGCAGCAACGGGUCACACAGCCAACGGCUCAACCUACAGCUCCGUCAGCCAGACCAGCGUCGUUGACGCAAUUGCUGCGUCGAUGAUUGGAGAGUUCAUGUGGAAGUACGUCCGCAAGAGGAAGCCCUUUGGCGGCCCCGAAACAGACGUCAAUCGCGAGGCAGAGGAGGCUUCUUUGACCAAUCAUGGUGUGAGGCACAGGCGCUGGGUUUGGAUCUCGCCGUAUGAGAGGGCCAUUCUCUGGAGCAGCAAGCAGCCCACGUCUGGGUCUGCAUUGAUGGGCAAGAGUGGUCGCAAGCUCGUGAUUCAAUCUGUUCUCGAUGUCGCCGACAACUGCCCUCCUCCAAGGAACGAGACACUCUUCAACCGCUCCAUCCUUAUCCUUACCCCUGCUCGCGCACUCAAGUUCACUGCAGUGUCGCGUGAACGCCAUUACCUGUGGCUGACGGCGCUGUCUUUCCUUGCCCGCUCGACCACUCCCAUGCCGGAUGUUGGAUCUCUACCACCUAUCCCACCACCAAUUGAGGAACCUGAAUACCGUCGACAGGGCGCAACCCUCCGCCGUAGCCGUGUGCAAGACUCUGUGCGUCUUGCAAAGGGCCGGGUAAACCCGGUAAUGGCACGCUAUGCGUUACAUGACGAGCCGGUGCCUAGCCUACCUCCAUUCAUUGGCCUCGAGGAGCCAGUGCAAGAAGAAUCCGCCAGUCCGCCCGUCAUCCGACGCGGUCCGCAACACGGCAGGAAGAGGAGCUCGACCGGACCAAGUGCGCCCCCUCCAAACGUUCCAUUUCGAACUUUCUCUCACCAACACGUACCGUCAAUCUACUCCAACGGCUCAUCCGACAUGUACAGCGCCGGCGUUCCACCGUCAGUGCCCUCGACAGAAUACAACCCCAAUGGUGGUGCCAUGAGCUCGCGAACUUCAGAGGCAAGCAACUCGACUCGGCAACACUUUUUCGAUACCAUGGGGACCGUGCGAAUGGAAGCUUUCAUCGACAACGCCCUCGGUGAACCAAAGCAGUCGGGUAGCAGCUACGGCCCACGGGCACAGUACAUGCAGCACCGCCGUCGCCGUGGAAGUAGCCAAUGGAGUACCAGCACGCGCGAGCAACCUAGCCGUGGCGCUGGCCUUUUCGACUUUGAUCUCGGUAACGAUCCCUUCCGCAGCUUCUAA
Messenger RNA from Exserohilum turcica Et28A, 3969 nucleotides. RefSeq lists its product as uncharacterized. The coding region runs from base 1 to 3969 and encodes 1322 amino acids. The record is from RefSeq and is a predicted model, not a curated record. Gene Ontology annotation, molecular function: tubulin binding; phospholipid binding. NCBI's taxonomy places the organism in Eukaryota, Fungi, Ascomycota, Dothideomycetes, Pleosporales, Pleosporaceae. Gene Ontology annotation, biological process: establishment of mitochondrion localization; microtubule cytoskeleton organization; dynein-driven meiotic oscillatory nuclear movement. The transcript has 2 exons. Gene Ontology annotation, cellular component: cell cortex; mitochondrion.